GCACAUAAAUAAAGCACCUUAUAGUCCCUUAAAACACUGGAAAAGAGUAAAAAUAAGGUUUAGUGAAGAAUGGCAAUCAGCUGUUUAGGAAGACCAAUGACACGUGUUUCUCAGGUCACUUUAUUUACCUUUAUUUCUCACGUCUAAUUAAAGCUAAGUGAAGAGAUGAAGUAGAAGAAGAAGCAGAGAGAAAACACUGAGACGGAGAAGAAGGCGGAGGAGAAAACAGCGAAGAGAAGACAUAAGACAGGAGACACACCACCCCGCCACAAUGAGCUGCCAGCGCGGGAACACCAACCGCACGCGCAAGCAGAAGCACCACAACAAGACAGCCUUCAAGAACACACUGCACGACACCAGCCGCCGCACGCUGCAGAUGAACAGCAUGGACAUAACGGAGGUGUGCAAGAGGUGUCAGGACGUCAUAGCCUGGAAGGUGAAGUACAAGAAAUACAAGCCGCUCACACAACCCAAGACCUGCACCAAUUGUCACCAGAAGAAUAUUAAGGACGCCUACCACACAGUCUGCCUCAACUGCUCCAAGGAACUCCAAGUCUGCUGCAAGUGUGGGAAGAAGGAGGAGAUUGUGGCGCAUAAACCUCCUUCAAAAAUAGAACAACUCCAGACCAUGGCUGAGCUGGAGGCUGAGGUGAAGACCCUUUCCGAGCGCAAGAGGCGAGCGUACUACAGGUACUUAGAGAAGCUUGAAGGCAAUCACAAGAAGAAGAAGAAGCAGCCUAACACUGGUUCUGAAGGGGAGGCGUGUGUCUGGAGAGAAGGAGAGGAGGGCAAGGCAGAGGAGGAGGAAGACACAAUGAACAUGGACGAGUACUUCAGGAAUGCCCGACAGAAACUGGAGGAGCUGAUGAAGGGGAUAGAAGACGAGUUUUACGAGCAUUUAGAGGACCUGAAUCUUAGCAGUGACGACGGGUGUGAUGACGAGGAAGACGACAGUGAUGAUGAUUUUUGAAUUUGUCCAACCUAUACCCAUUGAUGAGUGGUGUUACUUAUUGCAUCAGUUUUUAAAUAUAAGUACUUAAUCUAAA
This is a messenger RNA of Eriocheir sinensis (Chinese mitten crab), 1046 nucleotides long. RefSeq lists its product as uncharacterized. NCBI's taxonomy places the organism in Eukaryota, Metazoa, Arthropoda, Malacostraca, Decapoda, Varunidae. The coding region runs from base 272 to 970 and encodes 232 amino acids. The record is from RefSeq and is a predicted model, not a curated record. The transcript is spliced from 6 exons.